GUCAUAGGCAGAAGUUUGAUGAUUUGUACGGUUCCGUGGCGUGAAGAUCAAAUAUUUCUGAGCUGUUAAAAUUGUUUGUCAACCUUGAUGGUUUAAGAGGAAAAUCUUCCUCGUGACUUGGUUGAGGGACAUUUUUGUGCGACGCAUCUUAAAACACGUUUUGAUACACAGCAGCCCCAAGAAACACGAUCUGACAGCAGGUUGGGUUUAAAGCACAAAUCAUCUGUUCUUUAGGAAAAAAGAGUAAUCUACGCUGGUCUCCGUGGUAGAAGGACGUGACAGGACGGUACGAAAGCUACGUUCAGUCAUCAAACAAUUUUUUUUAAACACAGUCGACGUGCUGAUAAAAUAGAGAACAGGCUACAUCAUGAUGGAAGCAAUGAAUCCCGGCAAUCCUGCAGCCGCUAUGGGAGUCGGAAACCCGCAAGCACAAGGCCACCCUUUGGACGACAGCAAGAGCAAGCAGGCGAAAGAGAAAGUUUACCGUCGAAGUUACACUCACGCUAAACCACCUUACUCUUACAUUUCGCUGAUAACAAUGGCCAUCCAACAAUCGCCGAACAAGAUGCUAACGCUCAGCGAAAUUUAUCAGUUUAUCAUGGAUCUGUUUCCGUUUUACAGACAAAACCAGCAGCGGUGGCAGAACUCCAUACGACACAGCCUCUCCUUCAACGACUGCUUCGUGAAAGUGCCUCGAUCGCCGGACAGGCCUGGUAAAGGAAGCUACUGGACACUGCAUCCCGACUGUGGAAACAUGUUCGAGAACGGCUGCUAUCUACGCAGACAAAAACGCUUCAAGGCGGAUAAAAAGCCAAGCCUGAAUGACCUCCCUAAGCCAGGGUUGUUGAGCCCGGUUGUGUCUUCGAUGCAUCAUCAAAAAGUCCAAGGACCAAAGAGUUUAGGAGCACCCAGCUUUCUUGCACCGUCUCCUUACAGUGCAAUGAGCGCAAUGGGCGCCAUGGGAGCUAUGGGAAUGGGAGCAAUGGGGUCAAUGUCUAUGAACAAAUCAUUUAAUCAUCCAUUCGCCAUCAAGAACAUCAUCGCCUCCGACCACGAAGCCGACCUCAGAGGCUUCGAUCCAAUGCACUUUAGCCCGUAUCACCCAGCAGGAAUGUCUUCAUCCAUGUCUUCUCUAGGACUACCAAAACCCUACGACACUAACCCUAUAACAACUGAGCCCAGUCCGUAUUACCAAGGCUGUGUGUUUACACCUUCCAGUUGCGCGGGAAUAGCAGGAUUUUCAAACAUUUCAUAAACUGAUUCAUAAACUAUUCCGGGAUGUUGGACGCUUAAAUUAUGUACUAUUCCAGGCGCUCGGGAAGCUGCCUUGUAAAUUGAGUUAUCUGCUAUGAUACAGUUUGCCAGUGUAUACGAAUUAAUACUUAAAUUCGAAGGUGAUUUUGUUGAUUAUAUGUCAAGUAGGCGUUUUUCACUAUCAAAAGAAGACCCAAACGUUAACGCAAAUAUAGGAGAAUUAUAUGAGAGUUAAAGAAUAUUAUAAGAAGUGUGAUAUAGCUUGUACCAUUUCAUUCAGUCGUCGUACUCACUGUGAUUAUAGAGUAUUUUGACGAAAGUAAAUGUAUAAAUCAAAAUAUUUUGAAACUGAAUUAAUCGGAAGACGUGAUCGUUUAAGUUAUGUUUGGGGCAAUUCAAAAUUAAGAGCAUUUGUUGCAAACUCAGUACGUUAUUGUUUAGUGUUUUUUUGCUGCAGGGGCAAAGAUUAGCCAGAAAUUCUCCAAACUACCGAGUUAUUCGGUACAGACUGCUCUUGUGGUUAGCCGUUCGUAUGUCUACUGUGUAUUUAACACUGUGUUUACCAUUAUUUAUACAAGCAGGGAGAGGUUUUGUAAAUUUACAGUCUUGCUCAAAUAGCAGUUGUUGGUUCAACGAAAUAAAUUUUUAACGAAGAGU
Messenger RNA from Stylophora pistillata, 1911 nucleotides. RefSeq names its product forkhead box protein A2-A. Gene Ontology annotation, biological process: anatomical structure morphogenesis; cell differentiation; regulation of transcription by RNA polymerase II. Gene Ontology annotation, molecular function: DNA-binding transcription factor activity, RNA polymerase II-specific; RNA polymerase II cis-regulatory region sequence-specific DNA binding; protein domain specific binding. The record is from RefSeq and is a predicted model, not a curated record. Lineage: Eukaryota; Metazoa; Cnidaria; Anthozoa; Scleractinia; Pocilloporidae.